Messenger RNA from Cuculus canorus (common cuckoo), 3287 nucleotides. RefSeq names its product germ cell nuclear acidic peptidase (gene GCNA). Gene Ontology annotation, cellular component: nucleus. The record is from RefSeq and is a predicted model, not a curated record. The transcript is spliced from 9 exons. Lineage: Eukaryota; Metazoa; Chordata; Aves; Cuculiformes; Cuculidae. Bases 603 to 2069 code for a protein of 488 amino acids.
AGCAUUGUACACAUUUCUAUCUAGUAGCAAAGUAGUUUUUACUCCUGAUUUUCUUUCAUUGCUUCUGCAAAGCACACUUUCUCCUUGUGGCACAGCGUUAGUAGCUCUAGACCACAAUGAGCGCUCUUGAACCUUGUGUCUCACUCUUAGAUGCUUUUUUGCUUUGCAUUAUUUUUUCUUGUUUUGUCUGUUCCCUGUCACUUGCUGCCUUCUUGAUCUACAAAGCAUCUUCAAAUAAAUAUUUUCUCUAAGCUGUUACUGUUCUAAAUGUGUCUAAACUACUCAGAAACUCUUAUGUGUCACGGCUUCUGCCGCUUGAGGCUUAACCAGUCGGAGGGAUGGUUUUGCCUUUUCAUAGUGGCUCAAGGAAUUAAAUGCUAAUUUUUACAUCGUGGUUUCUGCUGUGCAUCACAUCCUGUCUUUAUGUUUAACCUCUAUGUACAAAACCUGAUAUUCGUAUUUUUGCUAAUAGCCAUUGUGAUGAUCGUUUUGUGCCAGGGUAGUUGAGUACACACUGUUUUUCCUGUUGCAAGAGUUCUGUUUAGCUCAUUCCUUGACAAAUCGUGGCUCCAUCAUGUUUCAGACUGACCGUUUUAGCUAGAAUGAAAACUCCCAAGUCUGUUUCUAAAAAGGUGGAUGCAAGUUUGAAGGACUUCAUUGAUGACUCGGAGGAUUUCUUCUUGGACUUUAAAGUGAAGAAGAGUGCAACAAAGAAUGCCCAGAAGGAUCUUCGGACCCCUAAGAAGCCAAUGGCUUCUGGAAAGAAAAACACUUGCUGCCAAAAGUUGCAGUAUCCAGAGGCUUCAAGUGACACUGAAGAUUCUGUCUUUGCAGAAAGUCCAUGGCACGAGUACCAAAAAGGGCGAGUUAAAGAGAAACAGAGUCGGAGGGGCUUAGAACUCCCACCUCCGCAAAAUCCGAGCGAUUCAGUUGUCAGAGGCACUCCAGACUUGUCUGUUAGAAGGAAGGAAAAAAGCUGUGAGAAGAGUACAGAAAAUAAAGCGCCAGCUGGGGUACUGCGACAAAGCACAGAGGCAGAAUCAGACAGCUCAGAUGGCGAAUUUGAGUCAUUAAUAGAACGGAUCAGGAAACUAAGUACACCCAGAAAAACAAUCUUAAGCAUAAGUAAAAAUGUCUACCAGCCAAGCACAGCAGAAAACAUCAAGUCACCCCGUGAAGAUGCCCAGCCCUUGAAAGAGGAGGGAUUCAAGACACCAAGGCCAAACUCCAUUUCACUCGCAGAAACACCUUUCAGGAUAAAGACUUCUGCAAGCAUUCCUAGGAAUGGAUUGUUCGGUUGCUCACAGUCAGCAAAGACAGAGAAAAAGCUCAGGGGGUGCUCAGUGCCUGGCUGUUUCUUGCAAGAUCUGUCAAAUCCGGCUUCCCAGUAUGUGAAGCAUUUCAAGAAGAAUAAAGAGGAGCUGGUGCAGAAGCUCUACUCUCUGUAUAAUAAUACCAUCUUUGAGCAGAAGUUGCCAGAGAACAUGGUAAUACUCUGGAAUAAGAAAAUGAGAAAAACAGCAGGAUUUUGUGUAACUGGACAGACACAAGGGACAGAAGCAAAGCGUUAUGCUCGCAUAGAGCUUUCCGAGAAAGUCUGUGACUCUGCAGAUCGUCUUCGAGACACACUAAUUCAUGAGGUUUGCCAUGCAGCCACCUGGCUGAUCAAUGGUGUUCGCGAUGGACAUGGACGAUUCUGGAGAUUCUAUGCCAAUAAAUCAGCUGUGAUUCACCCAGAACUGCCAGUAGUAACAAGAUGCCACAACUAUGAGAUUAUAUACAAAUUCAUCUAUGAAUGUGUCCAGUGCAAAGCUACGAUUGGACGUCAUUCCAAGUCUCUGGACACGCAGCGCUUUGUGUGUGCGUUCUGUGGGGGGCAGCUCGUCCUGAAUCAGCCCACGCGGAAGGAUGGUACUCCUGCACGGACACAUCUGACACCCUUUGCAAAGUAUGUGAAAGAAAACUACGGGCUUAUGAAAAGGGAGCAGCGUGGGCUGAGCCACGCAGAAGUCAUGCGGAAACUCAGUGCUGAUUUUGCUUUAAAAACUAGUCUUCAAGAUUCCUUGUAAUAGCUCAAUACAUUCCCUUUUUGGUGGCACUUAGAUUUUGUACGUAGGAGUAAAUGAGGCUAAGAAUGUGGUUUGGAGAAUUCCAGCUAAUUUUAAUAUUUUAGUAUUAAAUAUUUCUAAUAGAAAAGGCCUUAAGCUCUUUUUUAAAAUAGGUAAGGGUCAGUAAGAAGUAAUGAUACUCAGCCCAUGGUGAUGCACAACUCGGGUUUCCUGCUUAGACUCCAGAUAAACACCACCUGUGCUUGGGAAAAUGCAGUUCUAGGCCCUUCAUGGGAUGGACUAUGUUUGUCUGGAACGUUCUGAAUGGUAUUUACAUGCAGUGCUUCAGAGCACAUCUCCAGUGAGCGAUUCACUCUUUUGCCUGGGCAGCUGAUGUGCUGUAGGCUCUGUAUACACUGAAGAACCCAUAGGUGUUCUUCACCAGGUGCAACAAAAGUUCAGGCCCACCAGCCAAAGUCCUCUGAUUCUGUCUUGAUGACUUCCAGGCAGGAAAAGGGACCUGAGGAAGUCAUCAACAUAGGUUCAGGCAUUCUCCCAAGGAGAGUUUCUGGAACGAUCCUUGGCUGUUUUUGUUAAAUUUAAAUGGUAGGUAGAUAAUGCCUCAAAUCUGUUAGAGGAAGCCUGAGUUUCCGCAAAGCUCUCUGGCCCUCAGUGAGCUCAAAGCUCCAAUUAAAUUUUCAUUGCAGUUUGUACCUCUAUCACUGAGAUUUCAUAGAACCUAAAAUGAUGCAAAAAAGUCAUGUUGGGGAAAGCAAAUUCAAUCACUUUCUGCCACAGCAUGAGAAGGUUUAGUGAGAUGACUUUAGUCUUUCAUAUAGAACAUAACUGAACAUGUGUUUGUGUUUGCUGUGAACAGAUUGCUCAGAAGAUUAACAAUUUUAAAUAAUCAAUAAAUGCCAACUUCAUACUAACUGUGGCACUGAACUAGGCUUCAUUUCAGUUUAAUGGUGACUGUGUGGGUGCAGCACAUGAAAGCUUCGCAUUUCUCCUAGCGACUUUUGAGUUUCACGUGCCUUCUGCUGCUGAAGGAAAAGAUGCUUCGAGCCAGCUUGCAGAAGUGAAAGCCGUUCCUGCUGGCCCUCAAUAUUGCCAAGUGAGAAAAUUCUCACCCACAGUACUUUUGGAAGCUGGGUCUGGGGUCAGGGUUGGUUCUGGUGACGGUGACAGGACCAGGUCCGCUUUCACAGGUCCGGUGUCACAUCCUGACCACCACCAGUC